Messenger RNA from Callorhinchus milii (elephant shark), 2341 nucleotides. Its product is annotated as sodium-coupled monocarboxylate transporter 1. Gene Ontology annotation, biological process: transmembrane transport; sodium ion transport. NCBI's taxonomy places the organism in Eukaryota, Metazoa, Chordata, Chondrichthyes, Chimaeriformes, Callorhinchidae. Gene Ontology annotation, cellular component: membrane. Gene Ontology annotation, molecular function: symporter activity. The record is from RefSeq and is a predicted model, not a curated record. The transcript is spliced from 17 exons. Bases 40 to 1845 code for a protein of 601 amino acids.
GGUGUUUUUCAAGUCUGGGAUUAUGUGGUUUUUGCCUGUAUGCUGGGUAUGUCUGCCGCAAUUGGGAUUUUUCAUGCUUUCAGACGUAAUGGAACUGCACAAGGAACAACUGAAGAUUUUUUGGUUGGAAAUCGACAGAUCUCUGCAUACCCAAUUGCUUUUUCUUUAGCCUCUAGUUUCUUGUCUGCUAUUACAGUAAUUGGAAAUCCUGCUGAGGUGUACACAUAUGGCAUAAUGUUUCUGAUGUUCGCUUUCUCCUGGUUAUUUACAAUGAUUGUCACUUGCUUGAUCUACAUUCCACUCUUCUACAGACUAAACAUAAUUAGCACUUACGAGUAUCUCCACAAACGAUUUGGACCAUUCGUGAGAUAUCAAGCUGUUUGUUGUUUUUUGGUAUAUAUGUUCCUAUAUCUUGGAAUUGUGACCUAUGCGCCUUCAUUAGCACUGAGUCAAGUUACUGGGAUGAACUUGUGGAUUUCGAUUGUAAUGACUGCACUUGUAUGUACAUUCUAUACAACAUUGGGUGGUAUUAAAGCUGUUGUGUGGACAGAUGUCUUCCAAGUAUGUGUGAUGUUUUCUGGCCUCCUUGCUGUGCUGAUUCAAGGAUCAAUUCACUUUGGAGGAUUUAGGAAGAUCUGGAGUAUUGCUGAGGAUGGUGGACGACUUAAUUUUUUAGACUUUGAUCCUGAUCCUAGAAGAAGACAUACAUUUUGGACCAUAAUGGUAGGAGGCACAUUUGGAUGGACAGCAACAUAUGGUUGUAACCAAGCACAAGUACAAAGAUACCUGGCCUGCAAGAGUGAAAUAGAUGCAAAAAAAGCCGUAAUGCUGAACUGGAUUGGUAUGAUUAUUAUACUCUCUAUAGCCUGUUUGUGUGGUUUAGUGUUGUAUGCAGUUUAUGAAACCUGUGAUCCAAUAAAAGCUGGGAUGGUCAACAACUCCAAUCAGUUGAUGCCACUAUUGGUUAUGGAGAUCUUAGGUCACAUGCCUGGAGUUCCUGGACUCUUUGUGGCCAGUGCAUAUGGUGGCACACUGAGCACGAUCUCUUCUGGUAUCAAUGCAAUGACUGCAGUAAUGGUGGAAGAUUUUAUAAAACCAAUUUGGAAGUCGUGGGAUCACUUUUCUGCUAGAAAGCAGACCAUGAUUUCAAAAUUCCUAGCUAUGAUGUUUGGAUUUCUUACAAUAGGCUUGGCUGGGGCAGCAUCUCUCUUAAAAGGAAACAUAAUUCAGGCAGCAUUGAGUGUUGCAGGAGUGAUUCAAGGCCCCAUACUUGGUGUAUUCACUUUAGCAGCUUUGUUUCCAAAGUCCAAUGGCAAGGGUGCUUUUACAGGUUUAUCUGUAGGUUUAAUUCUUGGUAUGUGGAUAGGGAUUGGUGCUCAGAUCUAUCCACCUAGCGAUGAAUUUACAAAAGUACUUAAAACAUCAAUUGCAGGCUGCCUGGAACCAAAUUCCACUAUCUCAACUCCGGCAAAUAUAACAACCUGGACAGUCACCAUGAUAAACCAUACAUCACAGGAAGCAAGGCCCAGCAUAGCAGACAAUUUCUAUUCUUUAUCCUACCUCUACUAUAGUUCAGUUGGUUGUUGCAGCACAUUGUUAGUAGGUUUAAUAGUCAGUAUGUUUACUUGUAAGACUGGAGUGGAAGAUGUGGAUCCUACUCUAAUAGCACCCAUAAGGCAUACUAUUCACAAUUUCUUCAGAAGGGAAAGAGUGCUGCCAUUAUUCAAAAAAAAUCAAAACACACUAAACCAAUGUCCAGCAGAUAAUCCAGGUUUCAAGAAAAGCCUCGAAAGUUUUGAGAAUACAACACAAGGAUUAAAUUAUAUAGAAUCAACAGAGAUGUAAAAUGUGUUGUGUGUGAAAAAUACAUUUUUGAUAAGAUUGAUGAUGUAUUGUUCAGAUGAAGAAAUGUUCAGAAUGCAGUACAUUUGGUCAACUCAGAGUAUAUGGAAUACUUCUGUUACUCUAUUAGUUUAAUUGCUUCUUCCCUAAACCCUAUUCAAUUCUCUUUUGAAUAAGCAGUUACUGAUACACAAUUUCCACUAUCUCUCUCUGAGAUAUAUCCACUAUGGCCAAAUUAGAUGAAUCUAAACUAUUCAGUUUCCCCUUCUGAACCUAAAUCAAUGCUCCCUUUUUUGUAGAGCACAUGGUAAUGUGAAACAUCCGAUUUGCAUUUAAUUUGAUUUUUUUUCAUUAGUACUAUAUAUGACUGCUGUAUUGAUUCAGAUCCAUAUCUUUCUGAAUGUCAUCAUUAAAUGCAGAAUUUGCUUUGAAUAUCUUUACUACUUGUUAAAUAUAUUACCCUGUAUGUAACCUAAUGGAAAGCAGUAUUAAUGAUGGA